AUGUUAUCCAAAACAAGUGCUACUGAUGAUUUUAACAUUACUUCGUUAGAGAGAAAAGCUUUGCUUGCAACUAAAUGGUGGCCGGGGCAUUUAAAUGCUUCAUAUCAUUGUAAUGCUUGGUACGGAAUCAUAUGCAAUGAAGCAGGAAGUGUAGUUUCUAUAGAGAUCUACUACCCUUUUAAUGGUUCCUCUGAAGAAGGUCCACAUGAUCUGCGAAGCCUAGACUUUUCUGCAUUUCCGAACCUUGGUAGCCUUGUCAUUGAAAGCUUUAUGCUUGAAGGAAGCAUUCCAGAGGAGAUUGGUUUGCUAUCAAAUCUGACUGAACUAUCACUUCCUUGGAAUCGCCUCACUGGUAUGUUACCUGUUUCACUCACCAAUCUCACCCAUUUAGAAAUCCUUGUUCUUUUUAACAACAGUUUCAGUGGUAACAUACGAGUUUCACUCACCAAUCUCACCCAUUUGCAACUACUUGAUCUUUCUAGGAACAAUUUCAGUGGUAACAUACCCGUUUCACUUGCCAAUCUCACCCAUUUAAGAUACCUUUAUCUCGGUAGAAACCAACUUACUGGUUCAAUUUCACCAUCUUUUGGUUCCAUGGUCAAUCUCACAGUACUUGACUUGAGCACAAAUCACUUGAAUGCAUCUAUCCCACAGGAACUAAGUACCUUGCAACAUCUAGAAAGGCUGAACCUGGGUGACAACUUUCUGGAUGGCCCACUCUCUAUUAUAAGUUUUCGUAAUCUUAGCAAACUGACAAUUUUAAACCUCGGCAUGAACCGCAUCAGUGGCCCCAUCCCUCUAGGAUUAGCAAAUUUGACCUACUUAGAUUCUCUCGACCUUAAUCAUAACUAUCUUGAGGGUCCUCUUCCUCAAGAAUCUGAAAAUCUGUCAAAACUUUCUUAUCUCGAUCUUUCAUUCAACCAUUUGUCGGGAAACAUAUUGAAGUUUCAAAAUCCAUGUAAUCUGCAGCAUUUAGACCUAUCUAAGAAUCUUUUGACUGGGGCCAUCACAACACUAAGUUUUUGCCAUUUUUUGGACUAUGUGGACCUUAGUAGUAAUAAUUUAGUAGGAGAGGUACCGUUUUUAGAUUUAAAAUAUUAUUUCACACACAUUAAUCUUUCUAACAAUCAUCUGACUGGGAUCUUUCCUAAUAACCUACAAAACCAGUAUGUAGAUAUUGACUUAUCAAACAAUGACUUCACUAGAGGUAACUUCACUAGCGGUAACUUCACUGGAAUAUCUGCCCAUAAAAACAACAAACACAUUGUCUAUUUGGAUAUUUUUCUUCCUCUCUUCUUUGGAGUUAGCUUCUUAAUACUUUGUUAUGUGCUUUACCGUCGUAAAAAGACCCCAACAAAUAAAAUUCACAUUGAAUUGAUAAAACACGGAGAUGUGUGCACGAUAUUGAACUACGAUGGAACAAUUGCAUAUGAAGACUUCAUCACGGUUACGGAGGACUUUGACCUCAAAUACUGCAUUGGAACCGGUGGAUAUGGCAGUGUUUAUGAAGCCAAACUGCCCAGUGGUAUGGUAUUUGCUUUAAAAAAACUCCAUCGGUUUGAAGCAGAGCAACCAGCAUUUGACCAGAGUUUUAAGAAUGAGGUCCAAGUGCUAACCAACCUAAGGCACAAAAACAUUGUGAAACUAUAUGGUUUUUGUUUGCAUAACAAAUGCAACUUCCUUGUUUAUGAAUACAUGGAAAAGGGUAGCCUGUUCUGUGCUCUGAGUAACAUUGAAUUUGCCGUACAAUUGGAUUGGAUCAAGAGGGUGAACAUUGUCAAACAGGUAGCUCAUGCCUUGGCAUAUAUGCAUCAUGAUUGUAUACCACCAAUCAUUCAUAGAGACAUAUCAAGCAACAACAUUCUAUUGAACUCCGAGAUGGAAGGAUUUGUCGCCGAUUUUGGAGCAGCGAGAUUGCUCGACUGUGAUUCGUCCAACCAAACGGUUGUAUCUGGAACCUUGGGAUACAUUGCUCCAGAACUUGCGUAUAGCAUGACUGUGACAGAGAAAUGUGACGUGUAUAGCUUUGGGGUGGUGGCACUUGAAGCAAUUUGUGGAAAACAUCCCGGGGAACUCCUCUCGUCUUUAAACCGUUCUAGUGGUAAAGAUAUAUUAUUGGACGAUGUAUUGGACCCGCGACUGCCUUAUCCAACCGACCAACUGAUUCGUACGGAAAUUGCUCGGGUCUUUCAACUAGCAUGGGCAUGCAUUCUCACAGAUCCAAAGUCUCGGCCCACGAUGAAAAUCAUUUCACAAGAAUUUUCACGUUAA
This is a messenger RNA of Erigeron canadensis, 2271 nucleotides long. Its product is annotated as probable leucine-rich repeat receptor-like protein kinase At1g35710. Lineage: Eukaryota; Viridiplantae; Streptophyta; Magnoliopsida; Asterales; Asteraceae. Bases 1 to 2271 code for a protein of 756 amino acids. The transcript is spliced from 2 exons. Gene Ontology annotation, biological process: protein phosphorylation. Gene Ontology annotation, molecular function: protein binding; protein kinase activity; ATP binding. The record is from RefSeq and is a predicted model, not a curated record.